Molecule: messenger RNA, 1335 nt
Organism: Myripristis murdjan (pinecone soldierfish)
Lineage: Eukaryota; Metazoa; Chordata; Actinopteri; Holocentriformes; Holocentridae
Gene: nrgnb
Product: neurogranin (protein kinase C substrate, RC3) b
Exons: 3
Coding region: 127-402 (91 amino acids)
Biological process (GO): regulation of growth
Molecular function (GO): calmodulin binding
Source: RefSeq, a predicted model, not a curated record
UAGGAGCCAGUGAGGCAUCUGUAUUGUACUGGAGACUCAUGUAAGAGAGCUUUCUUGGUCAACAUAGAAAUCGAGGCACAAGGCAUAUUAGGUCAGCUCAUCUAAAGGCAUCCCUGAUACUAAGCCAUGGACUGCCAUAAUCAGGAGGAGUGCAGCCGACCCCAGGAGGAGGAGGACAUCAUGGACAUCCCCCUGGACGACCCAGAGGCCAACAAGGCUGCCGCCAAGAUCCAAGCUGGCUUCCGUGGCCACAUGACUCGCAAGAAGAUGAAGCCAGAGGACAAAGCAGAAGGGGAGGAGGUGAGCAGCACUGGGGAGGCGCUCAACGGAAGCCAGGGGGACACAGAGACAGGAGGAUCGGGGGCAGUAGAGAGAGACGACACAUCUGUGCCAGAGCAGUGACACCCCUGUCCUGACCUGGAUGGAGAGAGUAAGGAAAAGCAAGGUAGCGAGAGAAGGCUGGCACAGGCUGGCUGUGGCAGCCUUCAGGCACGCCUUUUUACCCCAGGAGUAACUUUCUUUGUAACACAAAUUAGCAGUAGAAAAUUACCUAACAGACAGAUUUGAGGGUGUGUUAUGUGAAUUUUGUGAACUCUAACACUCCUUCUCUGCUUCCCCAGCAGUGUCAUCAGUAUGGAUGUCUUUGACCCAGAAUUUGCAGCUCACUGCAUGUACUUGUGAAACUUCUGGUAGUGUGCUAGUUUUUAGAUGAUGAUCUGUGAAUGUGAAAAUGAAUGUCCUCUAAAUGCUAAACAGGGCUUAUUUUGGAUGGAUCAGUUCAUACCAUCUGUGUAAAAAUCUUGUAUGCAUCAUGUUUAGAAUUUGCAUAAAAUGGCUUUGACUGAUUUGUUUUUUGUUUUUUGUUUUUUUUUGCAUUGUUUUAAGUGCUUGUGUCUGGACUAUUAUUUACAUAUUUUGCUUGCUCACAAAAAGAUUAAAGCAUUAAAACAGAAGUAGCUAUGUAUGUUCAAUCUUAUCUAUUUUAAUUUAUGUCAUUUAGUUUAGAUUGUUAUUGCCUUGAUUAUUUUUUUGAUCAUAUAUGAAAAAUGAGUUCUCUUUUCACCUUCUCAAGCAUUUUUAUAAAAAUCUGAUCUUCCAGAACAGUAAGCAUGCAGUAAUUCCACUUUUUUUUUUUCUUGGAAGCUUUUGUACAGCUUUAUCUUAUGAUAAAUAGAUUUACUAUGCUCUGUCUUUGUGUUGAUGGGUUUGACUUGUUUGACAAAUUUUGAAUCACGUGUGAAAUCCCAUUGUCAGUGUCUAGAGAAUUUGCAGAGCUCUCGUGCUUGAAAACUGAUUGACUGGAACCUUGCUGGACCUUGCUGUAGAAUCAUGGCA